This is a messenger RNA of Ilyonectria robusta, 2237 nucleotides long. Its product is annotated as major facilitator superfamily domain-containing protein. The transcript has a single exon. Gene Ontology annotation, biological process: transmembrane transport. Gene Ontology annotation, molecular function: transmembrane transporter activity. The coding region runs from base 280 to 1758 and encodes 492 amino acids. The record is from RefSeq and is a predicted model, not a curated record. Lineage: Eukaryota; Fungi; Ascomycota; Sordariomycetes; Hypocreales; Nectriaceae.
CGAAGAACAAAUCAGAAUGGAAGAUGUUAAGCGAUUUACGGAGCAGAUACUUCUUUAUAAGGAUGGAGCACCUGUCACGGUUCCAUUCUGACUGUGCGUUAUCGAAUUCUUCUUUCCAUCCUACCCAAUCUUUGCGAUGGUUGACAGCGACAGGGGAGUUUCAAAGUACCUGAGCAAUUGCCACCGCCGACAUUUGAUCACACCCGAAGUGGCCUGAAGACUCGGAUAGGGACUAUUCGAAACAUCAGAGAAGCCACUUAAACCACCGACUCAUCCACCAUGCCCGAAGAAUCGGCUCAUCAGGGAAGCGGUGAGAGUGUCGAGGCUCGAUCUUCAACCCGACUUGAAGCGACGGAGUUGGACGGUCCGAUAGGCUCAAGCCAACCCCAGAACAACGAUGCCCGAGAGGAGGGACAGACUGUCAUGGAAGACCAGACAGUCGAUGUCUACAGUCGAUUUAGCCCAAUGCGAAAACUUGGGAUAGUCGUCACUCUUUGCUUUUGCGGGUUCGUUACCCCCAUCAGCUCGACAGCCCUCCUCGUGGCCAUUCCCGAGAUUGCCCUGGCUUUUGGAACCACCAGUGUCAUCAUCAACAUUUCGAAUGCCAUGUUCUUCGUCUUCAUGGCUAUCAGCCCCAUCUUCUGGGGCCCGCUUUCCAACUGUUUCGGCCGCCGCUGGAUCUUUCUCAUCUGCAGUGUGAUGCUCAUAUUCUGCAGCAUCGGGACAGCGGCGGCACCCAACUUGGCUGCCUUUUUCGCCUUCCGCAUGCUUACCGCGUUCCAGGGAACGGCGUAUCUAGUCGUGGGUUCAGUUGUCAUUGGAGAUAUUUAUCCUCCGACUGAACGUGGACGGGCUCUGAGCUGGUUUCUAUCGGGUAUCUUGGUUGGCCCAACCAUGGCGCCUUUGCUCGGUGGAGUUGUCAUCACGUUCACAUCGUGGAGGGUCAUUUUUUGGAUCCUGACUGGGCUCUCAUGCUUGGCCACAGUACUGGUGGUAUUUCUUCUACCUGAGACGAUCCACGAAAUGAAGCCGAUAAGCACCGAAGGAGGAGUCUGGAACUUUGUUAUCGAGCUGGGGAUCAUCGUCAACCCGAUGAUGGUAAUUCGACCCUUGGUUAUUUACCCGAACCUCUGGAUCACCGCUUUGGCAGUCUCCGCCCUUAUCUGGAACCAAUAUUCAUUACUCACACCGAUCCGACACGUUUUGAACCCACGAUUCGACCUCACAUCACCACUCGAGGGUGCUCUCUUCUACUUAGCCCCCGGAGGAGGAUACCUCAUUGGCAGCUUUUUCGGCGGCCGCUGGUCGGAUUAUACGGUUGCCCGGAACAUUGAAAAGCGAGGACGCAGAGUUCCAGAGGAUCGUCUCAAGGCGUCAAUACUGGUCAUGAUCGUGGUAGUGCCGGCAUGCAUGAUCCUGUAUGGAUGGAGCGUGGAGAAAAGGUUUGGGGGUAUCCCCUUUGUGGUCAUCGUCAUGUUUCUGCAAGGUUUUUCGCAGCUCUUUUGUAUCCCGAGUCUCAACACGUAUUGCAUCGAUGUGAUGCAAGACAAGGGGCAGAGCUCUGUGGUUGUGGCUGGGAAUUAUUUGUCAAGAUUCCUCUUCGCUGCUGCGGGAACUGCUGUGUGUUUGCCGGCGAUUCAGACUAUUGGGGUCGGCUGGUUCAGUACGAUUUCUGGGCUGUUUAUUUCUGUGACAGGGUUCAUGAUAUGGUUAUUGACAAUUCAUGGAGAGAAAUGGCGUCAAGCGAGAGGCAGUUGACCAACGGCAAUACAUCUUAGAAACGAUGAGAUGACGAAACUUGAAUUUUAUGAGAAAUACUGAGAGUUGACAUUUAUUUUCCUUAUUUUUAAUGAAGCAUAAUGCCUAAUGAGGUUUAUGGCUCUUGUUUAGGGGAGGGGAAUGACAAUGGCUAAAGAGGUCUGUUGCUCUGAUUGUUCUUAUUGUUCUAACUUGUACAAAGUCAUAGGAAAUUUGAUCCCCAGUGACGCCCUCCAUUUGACUCUCAGGGGGAGGACCGUCAUCGCUCUUCCUGGUCUGAGGUUGCGCAUUUCCUCCGACCCACGGCCGCCUCGUGCCUGCUCUUUCUAUGGGGCAGAUCCUAACUUGAAAAAGCUUUGUCUCGAGAGCUCUCAAAAUGGGAGUAUUGCUAUUCGCACACACACCUAUUGAAUUAAAAUUCAAGUUUCGUCGUCUCAUCAUUUCGUCGUCUCAUCAUUUCGUCGUCUCAUCGUUUCGUC